Molecule: messenger RNA, 858 nt
Organism: Anisakis simplex (herring worm)
Lineage: Eukaryota; Metazoa; Nematoda; Chromadorea; Rhabditida; Anisakidae
Source: the annotation of a GenBank genome assembly
AUGCAAGUGAUUACCAAUGAGCUGUUUGAUCUGCAGCAGAUCGAUAUUGAUCACUACAGAUGUCUAAAUAUGGAUGCUUCAUCUGAAAUCCUACCAAACGGUCUUGUGUUGGCUAAAGCGUUAUCGGCAGCCAUACGAGGAGUGCCGAAAACUAUGCUCUUCAACAGUUGCCAUGCUUAUUUCUGUAAUGCCCCUCUAAGCAAAUCAUCAGUUGACUUCCGAGUGCUUGAUAUUGGCUCACAGCAGGAAUCAUGCACACGAGAUGUUGAAGCCACUCAAAAUGGGAAAUUACUCGUCAAAUCACAGUUAUCAUUCCAUUGUGAGGGUCGUGAGUCAAUCGCACAUCAAUGUCAUAUGCCAGUCACACCAAUGCCGGAUUUUUGUGAAACAAUUUCCGAUACAGUAACACAUCUACUGGACGAAUGGGAUGAAUCUGUUUCGUCGAUAUCACCUCAAAUGAAAGAAUUCGCUGAGCUUGUCAGCUCAAAUCCGAUCAACAACAUCUUCGAUAUUCGAUUGGUUGACGCCGACUCAUUUGCUGCAGCCACCAUGAAAGGAUUCUUCACAAAAUUAUGGGCCAAAUCAAAGGUGAACAUAGGCGGAAAUUUAAACGAUCAUAAGCUGUUGGCGUUAUAUUUGGUUGAAACAAGCUUACUACCGUCAAUGCUGCGAUACCAUAUAAGUCGUGGCUUCUCGCCUUCCGAGCUCACACCACUGGAUUUCUGUGUUUGGAUACACACGAAUGAUUUGAGUGUAAACGAUUGGUUGUUAUGUGAAAAUCAUUUUACGAUUGCAAAAUCAUUUGAUCGGAUAAAAACUCUCGAUGGAUUCAAUGUGAUCAUAGUGCUCGUCGAGUGA